This is a messenger RNA of Rotaria sordida, 1821 nucleotides long. The record is from the annotation of a GenBank genome assembly. Lineage: Eukaryota; Metazoa; Rotifera; Eurotatoria; Philodinida; Philodinidae.
AUGGAAGCAAUACAAAUUCCCCAAUAUGAAAGUGAAACAUCUGAUGCAGAAAUGGUCGAAGAAAACCAUGAAAUAAAUGAAAAAAUUAAUAAAAAAAGAAGAUUAAAAUAUUGGAUUAAAGAAGCUACCUAUGACAAUCCUAAUGAAGCAGAAACAUCAAUCGAAAAUCAAUGGUCUAAACAUUAUACAAAUUAUACUGAACAAGGUCGAAAGGUUUAUUAUCGUUGUAAACGAAUGAAACGUCGAGGUCCUCAAUGUAAUGUUAGCAUGUAUAUGUUAUAUCAUGCAGACUCUGAUAAAGUCACUUGUUACAAAACAGAAGGUGAACAUGAUCAUGAUGAUGAUGAUAAAACUUGUGGUAUUCAUGAAACAGUUAAAAGGGUUAUCGACGAAUUAUAUGUUGAUGGUGUUAUGAAGCCUAAACAAAUAAUCAGAGCUUUAGAAACAAGAAAAAUAAAAACACCAACGUACACACAACUGAACAAUUAUAUUAGUCAUUUAAAAACAAAGAUGUAUGGUUCAAAUACAAUAAGUUUAGCUGAUGAAAACAAAGCUUUUGUUGUAUCAUAUGAAAUCAUAUAUGAUACUGAAGAGUAUGAAGAUGAUGAAGACAUCGAAGAAGAUGAAGGUAAUAAAUUUCGGAUAUUCAUUUCGUCUCUUCGGUUACUGAAUAUUACAUCACAAUCAUCACAUAUACAUGCUGAUGCUACUUAUAAGUUAGUAUGGCAAGGCUUUCCAAUUUUAAUAUUUGGUACUACUGAUUUAAACAAAUCCUUUCAUCCAUUUGGUUUAGCGAUAUAUUCUAAUGAAAAAACAAAUGAUUUUGCAUUUAUUUUUAAAGGUAUUCAAAUUGGAAUGCAAAAGAUUAAUAAAGAUUUAUUAAAACCAAAAGCAUUAAUAUCUGAUGCUGCUGAUGCAAUUAAAAACGAAUUUAAAAAAGUAUUCGACAACUCAUAUGAUCAUAUAAUGUGCUGGGCACAUAUGAAGAGGAAUAUUAACAAUCGUGUAUGCCAAAUAAAUGAUAAACAUAUUGCAAAAGAAAUGAUAGAAGAUAUCGAAAUGCUUCAAUUAUCCAACUCAACACCUGUAUUUCAAUUAGCAUCAAAGUUAUUUGUGAAAAAAUGGAAAAUGAACAACAAACAAAAUAACCAAUCAAUAUUAGAUUUUUUAAAUUAUUUUGAUAAUGAAUGGCUUCAGUUAAAUUGUGGUUGGUACGAAGGUAUACAAAUGUAUGUACCAAGUACAAACAACGCUUUAGAAUCAACUAAUAGAACAAUUAAAGAUGAUGGAACAUUUAGAGAACGUCAUGUUUUAUCAAGAUUCUUGACAAUACCGUCAAAUAUUAUUAAUAAUUGGUCAAUUGAACGAGAUCCUUCUUCAACUAAUGCAAAAAUAUUUGCUACAGAACCGCCAAUAUCUUUAGAAUUAUGGACUUCAUCUUAUCAAUGGGCUAAAUCAACAAAAGAUAUAAUUUGUAUCUCCAACAAUUCUUCAAAAAUUUAUUAUAUACCAGCUCGUGAUUUACAAUCCAUUAAAGAAGCUGAUUUAACUAAAUACGAAAAUAAGAAAUGGACGACUUUCAAUCAAUUUAGAAAAUCAUUUGAUAUUUGGCGUAUGGAAAUGGAGAAUAAUGAAACUUGGAAAAAAUCAAAAUGUUACUGUCCAGCGUUUCUUAAGAAUUAUAUAUGCAAACACAUUGUUGGUAUGGCUAUUCGUUUAAAACAUUGCAAACCACCACCAGCAGCAAAAGCAGUACCAAUAGGUGAAAAAAGAAAACGCGGUAGACCAGCGAAAGCUAAGGCUGCUUUACUAAUACAAUAG